Molecule: messenger RNA, 3326 nt
Organism: Megalops cyprinoides (Indo-Pacific tarpon)
Lineage: Eukaryota; Metazoa; Chordata; Actinopteri; Elopiformes; Megalopidae
Gene: prickle3
Product: prickle homolog 3
Exons: 12
Coding region: 339-2729 (796 amino acids)
Molecular function (GO): zinc ion binding
Source: RefSeq, a predicted model, not a curated record
GUGAGAGACGGGGAGGCGGGGGGACCCGGAGCGUCAUGUACAGUACGGUGAAAAGUAUUCCAGUUUGAACAAUAGGUGUAGCUUGCGCAUGAGUCACUCGGAGAGAACUUGUGUCCAAAGUUUGCCUGCUUAGUUAAGGGAAUCGCCUUCUGUCGUCCUUUACAAGACACGGAGCCAGCAACUAUUUUGUUAAGUCGUAAAAGUCUGCAUCUGUGAACUAAUUAACUAUACGGAUAUAGAGAUCGGUUAGAGAAUAUACUCAUGCAGCUACCUGGCUAGCUGUGUGUUGGAUACGAAUAGAAUCUGUAUCUAAGCGGCUCGCCUUUGAACCCCGACUCAUGUUCACACGCGGAUCUAAAAAGCGACGAUCGAACCGUUCGGGGGAGGAUGAGGACCCAGACCGGGGACAGCCCUGUAACCGCUGUGGAGAUCAAUGCCCUGGCUUCCGCAUGCACGGCUGGAGGAAGAUCUGCGUCCACUGCAAGUGUGUGCGCGAGGACCACGUGAUGCGCUCUGUGCCGGGGCAGCUGGAGAGGAUGAUGAUGAAGCUGGUGUCCGACUUCCAGAGGCACUCCAUCUCCGACGACGACUCGGGCUGCGCCUCCGAGGAGUACGCCUGGGUCCCGCCCGGACUCAAACCCGAGCAGGUAUACCAGUAUUUCAGCUGUAUUCCAGAGGACAAAGUGCCUUACGUGAACAGCCCUGGAGAAAGACAUCGCAUUAAACAGCUCCUACACCAGCUGCCAGCCCACGACAGUGAGCCUCAGUACUGUAACUCUCUGGAUGAGGAUGAGAAGAGGGAGCUGAGGCUGUUCAGCCAGCAGAGGAAGAGGGAGAAUCUGGGGAGAGGCACCGUGCGACUCUUCCCCGUCACCAUGACUGGAGCCAUCUGCCAACAGUGCGGCAGGCAGAUCCGGGGGGGCGACAUCGCCGUGUUCGCCAGCCGGGCGGGGCACGGGGCCUGCUGGCACCCGCAGUGCUUCCUGUGCGCCUCCUGCAAUGAGCUGCUGGUGGACCUCAUCUACUUCUACCAGGACGGCAAAAUCUACUGCGGCAGACACCACGCGGAGAGGCUGAAACCACGCUGCCAGGCCUGCGACGAGAUCAUCCUGGCAGACGAGUGCACGGAGGCGGAGGGCCGGCACUGGCACAUGAAGCACUUCUGCUGCUUUGAGUGCGAGGCGGCGCUGGGAGGGCAGCGCUACAUCAUGAGGGAGAGCAGGCCGUACUGCUGUUCCUGCUACGAGUCCCUGUACGCGGAGUACUGCGACACCUGCGGGGAGCACAUAGGCAUCGACCAGGGCCAGAUGACGUACGAGGGCCAGCACUGGCACGCCUCAGAGGCGUGCUUCUGCUGCGCCCGCUGCCGCCUGCCGCUCCUGGGGCAGCCCUUCCUGCCCCGCGGGGGUCUGAUCUUCUGCUCGCGCCCCUGCUCCCUGGGCGAGGACCCUGACAACUCCGACUCCUGCGACUCAGCGUUUCAGAGCGCCCCAUCCCAGCGUCGGCGCGUGGACUCCGCGGGAAAGACCCCGGCCCGUCAGCACCAGCCGGCGCCGCCCGACGGCUCGCCCGCGGACCUGGGGAGGAGCUGUGGAGCCACGGAGCUGGAGAACGCAGGGGUCCCCAGCUCCACACCACAGCAACCUUUACCGAAUGGAGUUGCCGUGCUGAACGGACACUCAAGAAACUCCCCUUCCCCAAUCCCACACAUCCACCUAACAAACGGUUGGGGAUACUUUGGGCCUGUGGACCAAGCAAUUACCAGCUUCUAUCCGGGAAAUGACAGAACUGAGCAGCCAGUCAGUGGUUCGGAAUUUUCCGGGGACUCGAAUGACUAUAGCUACUAUGGCCACUCCCCGCCACGGAGCACCUCAAGAGGAACGUCAACCGCAAAGGACUGUGGGAGCACAGAGCCGGGGGAGCCAGCGUGUCACUCUCAGGUGUACCCCAGGCCAGUUUCGGGGAGCCAUCUCUGUCCAGUAGAGCCUGUACCCAGCCUGACCCCCCAGACUGUAGACCCCACUGCCGAGCUCCGGACCCAGCUCAACCAACCAGAGCCCCCAGCUCCACCCGACGUACACCACCCACCCCCUGCCGCCCAAUCAGGUCGCAGUGGUAGUGCCAGGGUCAGCUUCAGGGAGCCAAUCAGCUGCAGCUACCUGGUGGAGGAGGAGGAGGAAGAGGAGGAUGAGGAGGAGCGAGAGGAGGGUCUGGAAGAGCAGGCUGAAGGAGAGGAAGCGACAGGCGGCUUUGGGAGGCGGCUCCGUUUCCAGAGGCAGGCUCACAGACCCGGGAUUCCUCCACAGAUGGACCUGCUGGUGGAUGGACCGUACCAACAGCGUAAUUACCGGCGGGGAGGUCGCCUGGCCUCCGACUCUCCGCUCCACUUGGGGACAGAGAGGCGUUUCCGGCAGACCCGGUCCGACCGACCCCGCCUGGACGCCCUGGACUGGCGGGCGGAGCAUGGGAGAGGAUCGCCCACCCCCGCCCCGGCGGCCCCGCCCCUCACCCUCUAUCCUGCCCUCCACAAACACGAGGACUGCUGCUCCACCUGCUCCUCCUCCUCCGAGUCCGAGGAAGAGGGCUACUUCCUGGGCCAGCCCAUCCCCCUGCCUCCUCAGCUGCGGCGCCCCCCACAGGCAGAGGAGGGGAGUCUGAGGAGGAGGGGAAGGGGGAGGACACAGAGCUUCAAUGGGAAGGACAAAGAUAAGAACUGCAUUCUCUCUUAAAUCGCACUGGAGCCUCCUCUCUGAUGGGAGUCUCUCUCCAGCUUUCCUCCUAUAUAAACAGCAAUAAAUCACUUGCAUGUAGAUCAUAUACAGUGAUGAAUCUACCCACAAGCGGUGGGACCUUCCAAGCCACCCAAAGAAGGUGCAGACCAAGUGUCUUGUUUUCAUAGACAGAGUAUCAUAAAUACCAGUAUAUUUACUCUUGCCACAUCUAAUGUAUUUAACUGCUCUUUUACGCACACACCACACACACACAUAUGCACACACACUCAUAGACAUCCACAACUUCAUAAUCAAAUUCCAAAUGUUAUUAGUUUUUUUACUUGUACACUAUGACUACAUACUUGUUCAAAACUGAAUCAUUAAGUGUGAUGUAAAAGGAGGGUUUUCAGUGUUUAAAAUAGGAGUUUUUAUCUACAUAGAGCUGUGAAUCAAAGAUCCUACUCCAUUAAGAAGUGUAUUGCAGCUAAAUGGCUAAACAUGACACACCCCAAAACUUUCUGUGGUGGAUGACUUAGGGAAAACUCUAACAUUGUGCCUCACUGGGAAAUGUAGUACUGCUUAUACUGCAUAUUAUUGCAAUUUUUUAUGUACCAC